CCCAGGCUGUUUACCCGCAGGACGGAGCCCGGCGACUGCGGCGGACAGAGCGGCGCCGCUAGGGGUCUCGAGGAGCAAUGGCCACAGAAGCCCCUGUGAAUAUAGCCCCCCCUGAAUGCAGCACUGUUGUCAGCACAGCAGCUGACAGCUUCAUUUGGCAGCCAGACUCACUAAACAUGCACGUCACAAGGCCCAAGUCCGCCAAGGGACGUACUCGGCCAAGUCUGCAUAAGCCCGCAGGCACGGAGGGAUGCUACAGCCUCACACCAUCUUCACCUCCAGCCAUUCCCUGCGAGUCGCCGAGCAGCCAGAAACUGGGAGCCUGCACACCCAAAUCUCCAAAUCAGGGAGCCCCCGAUGAGAUCCCACAGCUGCUGCAGCAGGUGCCCAUAGGGGCAUCCUCUUCCCUCAAUAAAUACCCAGUCCUUCCUUCCAUCAACAGGAAGACCCUGGAGGAGGGGGCCCUGGAAACAGCUGCUAAAAAGGCUGGUUCCCUGCAGCUGAGCAGUACCCAGGCUCUUUACCAAGCAGAGACCUGCACCGUGAAGACGAGUGAAGAAGAUUCCCGAGCUCAACCUUGUUCCCCGGAGAGGAAAUUCAUCGUGCGGACCAAGAGACAAAGCUCCUACAGGGCCAGAGACCUGGAGGAGCCGUCAGAUCAAGAGCCAAGCCUGCUGCUUGCUGUCAGAUCACCAUCAGGACGAAGGUUUGUCCACCAUUUCCGGCCAACUGAUGACUUACACACCGUUGUCGCCGUGGCCGAACACAAGAACAAGGCCACCUACCGACACUGCAGCAUUGAAACGAUGGAGGUGCCCAGCAGACAUUUCUCUGACCUCACCAAGUCUCUGCAGGAGUGCGGAAUCCUCCACAAGUCGGUGCUGGGCAUCUCACAGGAAGACGGGGAGGGAUGGCCCUGAGUCCGCAGCCACCCAGCUGGGGUCCUGGGUCUCUGAGCAAGGAGCAUGCUUGGGUGCCACGGCCUCCCAGGCAGCUUGGUUCCAAGUGCCAUGUGAAUCUGGUGCAGCUGUGACUCUUGGGACACUCACCCUCAGAGCAUCUUCUUUGAAGCAGUGAAAUCUACAUAGGCACCACAUGCGUUAAGAGGAUUCUCUUCCAGUUGUUAAAUUCUCUCCACCACGGGAGUGAACUGGCAAGUGACCAAGGCUGUUCCUGGAACAGCUGUGACCAGGCCUUCUCCUUUUCUCCUUGGGUCCUUUCUGAAGCACCUGCUUACCUUUGUAAUGAACUUGCACUCUCUUGAAGCCAAUGGUUUGCCUUUCUG
Physeter macrocephalus (sperm whale) is the source of this 1285-nucleotide messenger RNA. It is a transcript of the gene UBXN10, whose product is annotated as UBX domain protein 10. The coding region runs from base 78 to 920 and encodes 280 amino acids. Gene Ontology annotation, molecular function: protein binding. The record is from RefSeq and is a predicted model, not a curated record. The transcript has 2 exons. Lineage: Eukaryota; Metazoa; Chordata; Mammalia; Artiodactyla; Physeteridae.